AUGAAAAAAUGGAUUGUCUUACUCGGCGGGGCUAUGUUCUGUGUCUUUUUCAUUUCUAUGUAUAUGGUGGUGGAUCAACUAGGAAGACUGCCAAGUUCACACGAAAUUUUCAAAAAUGAGGUAACUUAGCUUGAGGGUUUGUGCUGUAGCAAACAUUCAUUGACUUCACAAAUUUAGGAAGCACCUGGCGUUAUUUACCUUCAGAGUUACUUUAUAACCGUUAACAUCCUGUGUAAGGUAUUUACUGAUUCAACAAUUUUCCGUCAGGAGAAACCCCCGAAUUCCAUCUGUUGCCUAGCAUGUAGUAAGUGCUUUUGUUAGUCUUUCUCAAUCGUCUCUGGGCGAUGCGACAAGCUAAAUUUUCAUGCGGUUUUCAAACGUUUCUUGUUUUAAUUUGAUGAAGCCUUCAGAGGUGCUUAUACCUUGCCGAUCUGUGUAUCCACGUGUGCAAUUAUCAUCCUAAGGACCUAUGCAAAUUGAGCGGAAACUGCACUAGAGACUUUCUUGUUAUUCCAAGCUUCUUACAGGUGUUUAAGAUGCAUUAACAUAGUUUAGUUAAUUAGCAAACCAGGACCUUUUUAAAUGUCGACAUGUGAACAGAUGGCUUUUAAAAAUUAUAAAUUCAAGCUUUGAUAGGCUUUAGUGCCAUAUAUUUUUCAACUUUCGAGAAAUACUUGCUUUAAAUUUGGUUUUAUUUACCUCAAAUUCAUUUUCAUGUGAUGUAAUUUUUUUUUCGUCAUUGAGGAUAGUUCAUUUGUUCUGAAGAGAACUGAUGUAUUGUUUAAUCCCACCUGAAUUUUUUACUCCAUCUUUUCCAUCAUUUUAUGGCAAAAACUCUUGAAUGUAAGUCCAUAAGACUGUACCUGCUCUAAUUAACAUAAACACUUUUAUUGAAUUAGAGGAGGUGUUUUGCACAAAUUGUUUUCAGUUGAGUUGAUGUCAAAAGGAUAAAGUGAUAGAGGCAAACUUUGAAAUUUAAAUAUUCCACUAAAAUCAAGGGGUACUAUAGACAUCAUUAAUUAACAUUAUUGGAAAUUUGAAUUCUUAGACAUUGUUAUUGCAACUAAAUUGACUGAAUAUGGUGGCAAUAAUAUUUCCAACUCACAAGUGAAACAACUGGAGUGAUUCUGAAAUAAAGAGAAACAUUUGUAUUGGACAAUUCUGCAAGCAAAGUCUCUCCUAUUAAUCCUUUAACUCCUAAGAUCUGAUUGUUUUUUCUCCCCUCUAGUUGUUACACAUUUCUUGGUAAAUUAGCGAGGAGAAUUUGGCAUUAGAUCAAGAUAACAACCUUAAAGUCAUAAGUUUGAGUGUUCUCAUUACUUUUUUGCUGGAUAAUGCUUAUGAUAAUACAUGUUUAUCACUUCUGGGAGUUGAUGGCCAGUUAAAUAAGGGCUGGAAAAUAAAAUUUUUGGAGUUUUAGUAGAAUAAGAUUGAAAUGUUUCAAAAAUGAAAUGAUUUAAGUUCAAAAUGACUGUAUAAGCUCUAUGAAUCAUUUAACACAGUCAUUAUCAAUUGAUAUCAUCCCAUAGUUUAACUUUCUCAGACUUGUAAAGAACUUAUGAGACAAUCUCGAUAUGUUAGAUACACAUGAAAUUGUCCUGAGUUUGUUUACAAGAUUACUUCUGCUGCUAUCAAAAUGCCCCAUUUUGUGAAAUCAAUAUUUGGGGGAAAUUUUUUUAUAGCAAAGGAGAAGGAGAAUCACUUAAUGAGAUCUUUAGAGUGAUAGAGCUAAGUCAUUCUUUCUGGGUUGUUUGAAUGCAGGACCAUGCUGCUGGAACAGUUCAGCAGUUUACCUGUAUCCAUUGCUCACAGUGGUCAUACUUAUAACUCAGUUCCCUGCAGUUUACGCCAAGUUGUUUUGGCUUGUGAUUCAUGUGCAUGCCCAGAUGUAGAUUCAGUUAUUCCAGCGAAUUCAAGAUUUACUAGUCUUUUUACAUAAACAAUUAAAAUGAAAAUAUAUGUUCUUCAGGUUACAAAGCAAAUAAAAGAACCUUUGGAUUUUCUGGAGAAAGAUUUGAAUAAACUGCAAGUAGACUUAUUGAGAUCUGGUAAAAUAAUUGAUGGUUUGCAGAAUGCUGUUGAUCAAUUGAGAUUUAAUGGUCAAGAACCACCUACUGACAAGACACAGGAUUUGGCACCAGUAAGAAGACCUACAGCGCCUGCCAGUGACAUGGAUGACGGCUGUAUAUUCUCUGGUUCAGCAUCAGGAAAAUCAGCCAAUGUGAAGGUGGUGUGAACAGAAUUAGAUGUACCUUUCAUCAUGUUUGUUGUAAUAAUAGUAUUGUAUUGUUUCCUAUGCAAAGAGAAGUCAAAUGAUGUUCAAGUUAAAUUUGUUUACCAAUUGCAGAGCUGUUAGUAAGUCUCGUGCAUUGUGCUCUAGACUCACACAAAUGAAUUCAAUCUUAUGCUCUCAUGCUGAAACUAUUAUUUCUCACAGUCAUUUGAGAUUUCUGGUAUAAAUUGUUGAUCUUGAGAUAGUAGACCACUGCUUUAGUCAACUACCUUAGAAUGAUAUGAAUUAACUGUCUUAAUGUAAAAUUUACUCCUUGUUCCCUUUGUACUUGCUUCAAACACUUCAACAGUAGAAAUUCUCAUACAGAGCCACCUUAACACUUAUUGCACAUGUUCAUAUGCUGACUGCAGACAUGUAGCAUGGAAUUUUUCCACACAUGUUGAGAAUAAAAGAACACAUGUCCUAGCAAUCUUCAGUUAGAAUAUUAAGUUGAAACAUUUUGUUUUGAUGCAGAUGUUAGACAUGUUUGAUGUGAUGCCAUUUGAUAACAUUGAUGGCGGUGCAUGGAAGCAAGGUUGGAAUGUGCAAUAUGAUGACACGGCAUUUGACAAGGAGCCUUUAAAUGUGUUUGUUGUACCCCACUCACACAAUGAUCCAGGUACACUUUUUGAAUGUUUUGGCAUAGUUGUUGGUAACAUUUUAUGUUUAUUUGUUACUUUUUUGUUGUAUUUUUACACACUUAACUGCCUGGGGGGGGAUGUUGAAGCUUCAAAUUGACUGGCACAUGACACAUCACUUUGACUCCUACAAGUGCUCAAAACCUGAUUGUCUCUGAGUAAAUGUACUGGAUAGUUUUAGAGAGAUUAUGUUGGGUUUUCCCUAAUGCUUCAGACAAAUUAUCAUGAUUGUUAAUUCUUAAAAAACAAAAAUUACCAAUCAAGCUUGUUUGAAAUCAUUGAUAGUGUCAUUACUAUCAUCAACUGAAGCCUAUAAAUCUUCAUGACAAAAUUAAAACCUGAUACACCCUACAACUGAAAGCAAUACUUUACCAAGGCUUCACCACUUCUUCUUCUGUUUGUAGUUUAUUUACACCAUACAAUCAUAUAGCUACCUGGUUAUGUGUUAUGACUUUACCAUCUUGAUGAGUGUUUACUUCUUUUUAACAGGCUGGAUCAAGACUUUAGAUCAGUACUACACACAGCAAACCCGACAUAUUCUUGAUAAUGUUGUUGAUGCACUUGCAGUAGAUAAAAAGCGCAAGUUUAUUUGGGCAGAGAUGUCAUAUUUGUCAAUGUGGUGGAAGGAAGCAGAUGAGAAAAGGAAAAAACUUGCUUUAGAGUGAGAAGUAUUUUGUAUCAAAUCAUUUUGUGUUUGUAGUACUACAUAAUAUGUAUGUUCAUGAAAUAUGUCAAAUGUUAAUUGAUGCUGUAUUUGAAGAAGUUUGCUCUAGGUCGGUUGUUUUCUUCUAAUUGUAUUUAGCGUAGCUAACCAUGAAGUCUUGAAUUUCUUGGUAAAUUUUUUCCCUGAACUUUCUGGAUCUUGGAAAACAUCAGAUAUUUCCCAAAUUCUGGCCUUGAAAUUUAAGCCUUAUCAUUCUGUAACCUAAUAUCCUGUAACUGUUGCCCCAAGAACCUAAUUGUGGACCCUUCUUAGUGAGUAGUGAAUGCUGUUAUUAAUGAAUGUACAAGUUACAUGAAGGUAAACUGAAAUUACUAUUGGUUGGCUUAUUUUGCAGACACUUAACUAACGGCCAGUUGGAGAUUGUAACAGGAGGAUGGGUGAUGAAUGAUGAGGCAAACACUCAUUAUUAUGCCAUGCUGGAUCAGAUGAUUGAGGGGCAUCAGUGGAUUGAAAAAAAUCUUGGUUCAGGUGAAGAGAUGAAUAUGAAUUUGUUUUUAAGGAUGCAAUAUGAUCCCAAAAAAAGGAUAUGUUACAAUCCCAAAAUAUAGAAAAAGAAACAGUAUUUCAGUCAAAAAUGCCUCUUUGUGUCUGUAGCUCUGUAGUUGUUCAAGCGUAUUGUUGAGCAGUGCUCCUGGAAGUGCAACAUAUUUUCAAAGUCAUGGUUUGGCAGCCAAAAAUUCAUGAAAAUGGUCACCAGCUGACCAAAACUGUAGUUGUUUUUUUUUUUUUUUGGAUGAAAUGAGUUAUUUUGAAGUUAUUAUUAAUUUGUUACAAGGAAUCAAGCCGAUGUCUGGCUGGGCCAUUGAUCCCUUUGGACACACACCCACAAUGGCUUAUCUUUUGAGACGCAUGGGUUUCCAUUCUAUGUUGAUUCAGAGGACACAUUAUCAGGUGAAAAAGCAUCUUGGCAAGGAGAAAAAUCUUGAGUUUAUGUGGCGACAGAACUGGGGUAAGUCAUAGGUCCAAAUAAUCACUUAUUAUGACAAACCAAAAACAUAGCAGACCAAAGAACAGUUAAUAACCUUUAUAGGGAUCAUCUUACUUAAGCACUUGCCCUAAAAGUGCUUAGUCCACCAUUUUUUUGAAGACUGAAUGGAUUCAAACAGAAAACUGAUGUUCCAUUUGAGUUGCCAGAAACCUUCCCAUGUCUUGACAUUACAUUUAGAUGCUGUUGGCCUAAUGUCUACAUUUUAUUGGUCCUUUAAUCCCCAAGAGUGACUAGCAGCUAAUUUCUCCAUUGAUACAGUAUUACCACUGAUUAACAGUAGAGGUCAUGAGAAUCAAAGAUUGAAAUGAUCACCAACUAAAGGAGCUCUUGAAUAAUAAAAAAUUAUCCUUGUUGGUACCAUAGGAAAUGUGUAGCUUUAGAACAGUAUAGAAAAUAUGUACACUAAUGUUAGAGACUAUUAAGAAAUUCAUUUUGAAAAUAUAAUGCCAGUAAUUAUGAAUUUCAGAUCAUGGAUCAUCAACUGACAUGUUUUGCCACAUGAUGCCAUUUUACAGUUAUGAUGUUCCUCACACUUGUGGUCCAGAUCCAAAGGUAUACAUUAUGACUAAGUAACUGAUGUUGGUCUAUGAUGCCAGUUUCUUUAAAAGUAGGUUCUCUUUGUUACAGAUUAUACUUUUGCUUAUUUUGAUUCUAGAUUUGCUGCCAGUUUGAUUUCCGUCGUCUGCAAGGCGGUGGUAUAAGCUGCCCAUGGAGAGUUCCACCUGUGAGAAUUGAUGAUUACAAUGUUGCAUCAAGGUAAAUUGUUACUGGUGACUGUUUUAUUUUAUUUAGUGCUUUUCACUUGUCUGAGGGGUGUCAACUUUAAAUAAGACUAAGAGCAAUAGUUGGUCAGAACAAACUUUAAGGGAAGUAAUUCAAGUCGCUAGUGAAAAUAUAAAAUGACACAAUUGUGAAAGUUAAAGAUUGAGCUCUAAACGUGGAAAAUGCAAUUCAUGACGUUGUAGUAAGAGUAGGUUAAUCCUUUAACUCCCAAGAUCUGACUGUUAAUUCUCACCUCUAUCUACUACACAUCUCCUUGUACAUGUAGAUUAAUGAUGAGAAUUUGUUGUGGGAUCAAGAUAACAACUCCUCCCUUGAGUAUUCUUGUUAAUUGUUUGCUGGAUAAUGUAUGGAUAUUAUUAAUAGAAGAGAAGCAAUAUGUUAACCUUUUCUUGGAAUUACAGAGUUAAUGAAAACACAAGUUUUCAAGUAGCAGUAGUGAGUUUUUCUUAUCAUUACUUGACCACAAUAUUCAUUCCAAUUUCUGAGCAGUCACAGGCUGUUUUGCAAUGCUAUUUAAGUGUGUAUUAGUGGAAUUGUUUUUAAAACAUGGUAUCUGUCAUAAUAUUCAUGGCGAAAAGCAUCCUAGAUUACUAGUCAAGUGUCAAUGUAUAACUUGCCCUUUACGUAUUUUGAUAUACUUGUCAUUAUUGAUAAAUUUUACCUCACAGAGCCAGAUUAUUGUUAGAUCAGUACAAGAAGAAAGCUCAGCUGUACAGAAGUAAUGUGUUGUUUGUACCUUUGGGAGAUGAUUUUCGAUAUGAGACAACAUUUGAGACACACGAGCAGUAUACCAACUAUCAGGUACAGUGGACGUGCCUCUUCUUUGAGGUUUCACCUGUUUACACAAAGAAAAAUCCAUCUGUUUUCUACAGAAAUCCCAAGCAUUUGACUGUUGGUUAAAUAAAGGCACAUAAGUAUGGACAAUGCUCAAAAGUCAUAAUCCGGCUGAGUGUGUUAAAAAAAAGAAUUAGCUCACAAUACCCUUUCUAUUUGAAACAUGUUCUUUACCAGUACAACUUGCAAGCUAUUCGGUGCUAACCUGUUUAUCCUAUUUUCAACUUCAAACAGAAACUUAUGGACCAUAUCAAUUCUCAUCCAGAACUGAAGGCAACGGUAUUUAUUUGCAUUUUAGUGGUUUAACUUAUUUGAUAUCAAUAAUACAAAGUCAAAAAUAAAUACCGGUAAUUGAAAUAACAAACUUAUGACAAAUCUCCGGUUUGAUAAUAAAAUAUAUGUAUGCAUUUUGUUAGUAGUUGUUUGAGCUUCAUACUUGUCUUGUUUUUCCUGAAGAUGUUUUCCUUAGCUUACUUGAUGCAAUUAGUCAAAACUGAUUUAGCCUUAGGUUGAUUUGUGUUUUUCAUAGUCAUUUCACUCUUGCUCUAAUGUGUUGCUGUUGAUCUCAGGUACAAUUUGGGACUUUGAGUGACUAUUUCAAUGCACUAUGGAAAACAACAGGUAUGAAACCAGCAGACAUUCUCAUUACCUCGUGGUAAUUGUGAAUGUAAAUGAUUCUUGUAUGUUCUUGAAGUCACGAGCAGCCAAGGUCAAAAGAAGAUUUAACUCUUAACUCUUCCACCCACUAUACUUUUUUUGUAAUCUUCUAUUCCUGUUUGAAUUUUACAUGUGGUGUUGCUAAGUCUGUCAGGUAUGCCUUGCUCUAAUGUAAAAGAUGGAAAUUAUUUGUAGGUACUGAGCCUGGAGGCCAACCAAAGGGGUUCCCAGCUUUGAGUGGUGACUUCUACACUUAUGCAGACAGGUAAAAUUUACCAGAGUUGUGCUUGUGGAUAGUUUUAUUUUAUAUAUUAAAUAUUUGUCAUCUCUACCAUAGCCUACGUGUAGCCGAACCUUCCCUCCCCUCCCCCCCAGGUGAAACGUUUCACCUUUGGGGGGGGGAAGGGAAUGGCUACACGUAAACUAUCUCUAACAGUGAGUCAAACGACAUGAAAUAUUUGUAAAAAUGUAAUAAUCUGAGUUAUUUAUGUUGCCAAAACCACUUUUUAAAGAGUGAAGCAGAGCCUGUGUUUUGUUGGUUGUUAUUAUGCACAUCGGCUGCAAUCAGUGUCUUUUCUCAACUUCGUUCUGUAUAUAUUGGCAAAUGGCACAUUUGCAUUUAAACGAGCUAUUCGCUCAUAUGCGAUAUGUGGUUAAAUAAAGUUACUUACUUACUUACUUAUUUGUCUUUUGUGAGAUUAACGUUGUUUUAUUUCAGUUAUGAUCUGGUUUAUUUCUUCAAAGUUUGUUCACUCUUUCACAGGGAUGAUCACUAUUGGAGUGGAUAUUAUACAUCCAGACCAUUCUACAAGAAUAUGGACAGGGCGCUGGAAACACAACACAGGUUUGUAUCUUUAAAUUGCAUCCUAAGAAGUUCCCUAGGUUUGAUAGUGCUCAGUUUUGCUGCAGCUGCAAAAAAAGGUUAAGUCUGUUCUCGAGCCUAGUGGACCAUUGAGCCGGAGUUUAUCCCAGUUUCCUUAGUGUGAAGCAACUAGAAGUAUUACUACUCUCCCCUGGAUGGCAUGCUAGUCCAUGGCAAGGUUACCCCCCCGCAUUCCAUCAAGCUUCCUUGAUAAUUGGGCGAGACCCAUUAUUUAUACUUCUGAGUGGAGAGAGGCUCCAUGAGUUUUAAGAGUCUUUCCAAGAACACAACGCUAUUACUUAGCCAAGUUUCGAACCCAGAUCUCUCGACCAGGAGACUGGCACACUUAUGCCAUAAGGCUUCUACAUCUCCCACUUGCUACAGCGUUUGGCCAAAUUAUUUAUCUCAUUGUCAUUGAGACACCUAAACAUUUAUCUCUCAUGUUCCCUUUUUUCUUCUUUUCUAAUUUUUUUCUCCAGGGCUGCUGAAAUAAUAUUCUCAGUGGCAGAGUCCCAUGCUCGCCACCAUGGAAGUUCCAGCUUCGCUGUGGAGCAGCUCUAUGGUCUUCUCACUAAUGCACGUAGAAACCUGGGCGUAUUUCAACAUCAUGAUGGUAUCACUGGAACAGCAAAGGACUUUGUAGUUGUUGAUUAUGCCACAAGGUGUGUGUAUGUGCGUACGUGCGGGCGGCCCUCAUUAUUUAAUAGCGCUGUAUCACGCUCGUUUCUCCGCCCGCGAGAAGACUUGAGACGUGUCGGUUAGAAGUUGCAGGGCUCUGGCACCUAUAAAAUAAGUCCCAAGCCCCUUGCAGACCUCUCGCCGACUCGCUUUGCUCUAAAAAACCUCGCAAUUUCCCGUGGGCAAAGAUACGCUCGUUCCAAAGCACUGAUAAUGAGGUUCUGCUCGUAGUCUAGUAGUAGCGCCCAAAUAUUAUCUGGGAGGCAUGGGUUCGAAUUCCGUCGAAACCUGAAAUUUUUUAGCCCUCUUUUCUGCAAUUGCUGAAAUUGCAGUCCACCUGCUAGGAUCUUUCUUUUCUUGAGGAAAGCUUAAGUUAUUAUGGUUGUUACGGAUUUCUUUUUUUGUCAAGUUGUAUGCUUAUAUUGUCUUAACAUCGUUGUAAUUUAGAGAGUUUUUAAUAUCCUUUAGGAUGCUCCAAUCUUUGAAUGACAUGCAGCGAGUGAUACAGGACUCUGCCCACUUUCUGUUGACAUCAGACAAAUCACAGUACAGGACACCAGACAAAGUGUUACCGCCCCUUAAGUUUGUACGUAUCGUUUUUUUGUUUUUGCAGUUGUUUUUAGCUUAGUUUACUUUAAUUUCCAAGGCUGCGAGCCGACGAACCAUCGAAUGAGCAAGCGAAUGGAAGAGCGAAGAAGACAGAACAAAUAUUGAGCAAAAAUAAGAAGAAACCAAUGAUAAAAGCAAGCAGCCAGCCAAUGGACAACCCGUAACUAAACCAUCCUACAACCACCAGCCCUUUUAUCUAAUUUCGCUCAAAUUGUAGUUAAACCGUUUCGUAUUGCUUUGUUCAGGGUGAAUCCAGACAAGCUCAAGAUUCUAUGCCAACUAAAGAGGUGCUAACUUUGUCCAAUACACCAAGGUAUGGUAACUGUUACGUAUUAUAAGAGCACUUUUAAAUUCAAUAGUAUGAAAGCAAGUAAAAAAGGCGAUUUUCGCGUGGAACAGUGCUCAAUACUUUGGAGCAGAGCAGAAUAAAUAUUAUGAGAGGAAAAAAGGACGCAACUACAUUUCCCGACAAGCCUGUUUCGUGAAACAGGCUUGUCGGGAAAUGUAGUUGCGUCCUUUUUUCCUCUCAUAAUAUUAAUAUUUAUAUAUAUAUAUAUAUAUAUAUAUAUAUAUAUAUAUAUAUAUAUAUAUAUGUAUAUCACAAGGACGCAAGAACUACGAGCGUGGAUACGAAGAGCUACUUAUUUCUUCAUAAUAGGUUAUUGUCACGUUUUUGGACCCGACCAUGCGCAACACCCCUUAUUAUCCUUGUGAUUUUGAACUGAAAACCCAAAGGAAACACCUCCACAACAUAUUCAGCGUCAAUAUAUGAACACAAAAACAUAAGUAAGGACAUGUAAACUGCCUCGAGAGUAGGAAAACACGAGUGCAUGAUCGAAUAGUGGCUUGUUUUCGAUCGAGAUCUGAUUGGUUUAGAUUAUGGGACUUGAGUUCCAUACUAAUCUGAGAGCGAAGGAAAGCAAAGCAUAUGCAACCGAAAGAUAUAAAACCAGUCUAUGGUUAGCACUCGUUGAAAGCCGCCUUGACUUUUAUCACGAAAACAAGCAAUCGAGGAAUAACUGAAAAUGAGAUCUUCGCAGCAAUGAACACUACUUGAGCAGUAGUGAUAGAGAGGCCUGAAAAAUAUUCAGGCCUGUAUGGGAGUUGAACUCAUGACCUUUGCGAUUUAUUUUCAGGUCUUGUUUUCCUUGCUGCUUAAGCAGUUUCAUUACUGUGAAGAUCACUCUCGUAUUCAUUUAUUAAUCCGAAGUUUACAUACAUGAUAUUCAUCUAUUCACAGUUAUUCGAGCAAUAGUCAGGUCUUAAAGACAUAACCUUGUUGUUAUAGGGCUGUAGUAUUUUACAAUUCCCUGACUACAGAAAGAGAGCAGUUAGUCAGCCUUCACAUCUCGGACCCAGCUGCCAUGGUAUGUUCACUGAAAUCAGUUUUUAUAAGAGUACACAGGCUCUCUACUUUUCAGGUUUUGACGGAAUUAUUCCAUAACAGCUCGCGAACAGCCUCUUAUUGACACCACUGAACGGGAAACUCACGGGCUUCUCGUGAAGUCUGCGAGAGUCGAGCUGGUAAGCAAACGACGGGUCUGUCACUAGAGCCCCUGCAGACCUCCCGCGAAGCUCUUGAAGCAGCGCCAAUGAUUUCAUGUGUCCAAUUCUUGAUUGAUGAUGAAAAGUUAUUCCUUUCUGAAUUGAUUGCCCCUAUCCAGGUUAGUGACAGUCAAGGAAAGGAAGUUCCAAGUCAGGUGAACUUAUGGUGGGAUCACAGAGACAGAAUUUCAGCUGCUAAAUACGAAGUAAGAUGUGCUAUCAUGAAGUCAGGUUGAUUGCUUGUAAUAUUACCACCAGUUUGAGGAAAGCGCACGCGAAACCAUCAGUGUCCUUAAUAGUCGAGAUAAAAAGCUGAUGGUCAAAGUCACUUUUCACGGCCAAUGUGAUCCCUGAAUUCAACAGGUGCCGUUCCAGUCAAAUCCCUCCCCCGCCUUCCCCGCACCUUCCAAAAGGAACCAAAAUAUAGGUGAGUGACAAGGGAGGAGAUUUAGGAGCGGAUUAGAGAUGGAGGGGGGAGAGGGGUUUACAAGUAGUCACUUUUCCAUGUAGGGUUCCAAGCUCUCUUGAGUCAACUCUUCCAUGCAGUGAUAAUUGUAUUGAUGGCUCAAAGCAAAUACAGGUUGAUUCAUUUCACCCAUUUUGUGUAUUUCAGCUCGUGUUUGUCGCCAAAGUUGCCCCUCUGGGUGUGACCACGUACUUUGUGUCAUCAGGCCUCGGAGCAAAACAGAGUGAAUACUCCAGUAUCACAGAAUAUAACAUAAACAGAAAUCCUGAAAAACCAAGGUGAGGGUUGAACAAAAGGGGUACGUUUCUAAAUAAACUGUGGUGCGGCGUCGGUGGGGAGAAGUAUAAGAUGAUUUGGUCUUAUCAACUGACAGAGUUAAUAGUGAGGCUAGCACGGCUGUUUCAAAACGCCCGCCAGUGGAAAUUUAGUUCGCGCAUGUCAGAUUGACAUUUUCAAUUUGAAACCGCUGAAAAUGUACGUUUAACGGCUCAACAAGAAAGAGCCCACUGAUAACUAGGUCGCAAAAAGUAUAUGCGCAAAGCCCAAGGAAAUAGCUAACUUAUGCGCAGACAUUGUAUUUUGCUUCCCUGGUUAAUGUCCUCCUAGGGAAGAUUGCGUGUGCGGGAUAGUUAACUAUGCGACGGCUUAAUGGCAUCUUGUUUUGACGCGAGAUGACUCAUCGCCUUUCUGAGGUCUUCUUAUUUUCAGGCAAGAUUCUGAUUGAUUCGAAUUUUUCUUUCAAUAAAGGAACAACUCAGGCUUUACGUCUCUCCUUUGCCAUCAGUUUCUUUACCAUGACGUUUUAAUCCGAAUUGUUUUGAGCGGUGUAAUCUGCGAUUACACAUCACCACCGAAAUAGUAAAUAUGGCGUCCAUCUCCCCUUUGACCUCGAACUAAUGCCCCUAAACUACGCGAAUUUAUCCUCUGAAUGAUCUCAUGCUUACCCAUGGGCUAAACAAAGAAUACACGAUUUAUGACAAACUGAUAAAAUGACGACGGCCUUCUGUUACGUGCAAGAAAGUCGAACUACGUGCGUGUGAUUUCCUCCUCGAAAAGUGUAUGUCAUCGAUCUGUCACGGGGAGCUACGUGAAAUAGUGAAAGCACGGACAAGACGUUUCUUUCGGUCAACAUUUCAAUCAUGAUCACGGAUAAUAAACCUUACAAUUAUAUGUUACCAUUUGUGCUUUGAUCUGAUAGUUAAAUCGUUUUUCUUGGCCGUGAUUAACAUGGUUUUUGGCGAAUAUUCCCUCUCCUUCAAAUGGAAUGAACUACACGCAAUAACACAAUGCAAAUAUUCCCGCACCCCUGAAGAACCGAUCGAGAGAGAUAAAUAGACACCCCUUCCUGAAACAAGGUACAAACCCUAAGGGUGUACCCUUCUGAAGCAAUAAAAGGCCGGAAAAAGGAACUUCGGAACAUAUCUUGAGUCAACUUAGAACUGCGUUGCUUAAUCCAAGUUUAGUUCACAACUCGGUUCGAUUAGUGCAUUCAGAUGGCUAACUUUGGUCUCACUGAACAUCAACAAAUAUUGGAAAAAAUUUGCCGAAUUUGUGGAGAGCGAUUGAAGAAGGCAAAAGAUAAGUAUGAGAACAGUUUUCUUUGCGCCGAUAAGACGGAGAUUAUUUUCACAGCCUUUGGUGUCAAAGUUCGUAAAGAUGACCUUGACAUGUGCCCUCCUAAGUUCUGCCACAAGUGUUACAAGCUUGCUUUAAGAGGAGGCACACGCCUUGCAAUCAAUGUGUGGCCUCCACACAAACGCACUGGAAACUGUAAGAUCUGCAGUUUCUUUAAGGAUCAACAGAAACCUGGUAGGAAGAAGAAGACUAAACCUGGAAUAAAACCCAGAGAGGACUCAGCUGAACCCAAGGAACAAGUGGAAAUGGUGGAAGGAAUGUCUGGCACUUUAAGCUUCCAACCUGACCCAGCCUCACUCUCAUUCUAUGAGGAGGUAAAGAAUCUACAAAGCUUUAGAGGAUCAGAACCUCUUUACCCAGAACAGUUUGUUGAAAACAUCAAGCAUGAGUAUAUGUGCCCAAUUUGCAAAGAGGUACUUGAUCAACCAGUCCAGACAAAAUGUCGAACUCCACACAUAUUUUGUGCUAGUUGCUUAUCAUUUUCUGUUGCCUAUUGCUGUGAAUUAUAGUCUAAUUAUAGUUGGUUAUCAUUUUAGGAAUGGAAGGCUGACAUGGAACAAUGCAAUCCCAGAAAAUAAAGUGCACAUAAAACUUGGAGGAGAUGCUGGUGGUGGGUCAUUUAAAAUGGCCUUCCAGAUUGCUAACCUGAGGCAUCCAAAUUCUAAAACCAACACAGUGGUCUUUGCCAUGUUCCAUGCAAAAGAUAGUUGGGCUAAUUUAAAGACAGCCUUAAUGAAAUAUAAAGAACAAGUAAACACCUUGAAAGAAGCAACCUGGGCGUAAGUGAAAAAAAAUUUACCACACUUUUAGUUAAUCGGGAGAAUAGAGACCUGAAAUAGCAUAAUAUUAAUUAAAUUUUUAUUUUUGUUUUGCCCAUUUCUAGAGGUAAAAAGAAAGUGGUUUUCCUGUUUGGUGACUAUGAGUUCCUAUGCAAGCUGUUUGGAAUAGCUGGUGCCUCAGGUAUGAUCCAGACAAUAAUUCACAUAUACAAAUAAUAAUGAUUUAGCAAUUCAAUAAAAUAAUAUAAAUGUAGCCUCUACUCUACAUAACUAUUUCUGUGAAACAGGUUUCCACCAUAAGAAUUGUAUUUGCAGGCAAAUAUCCAUGUCUUUGGUGCAAGAUAAAUCAUGAAGUAAUGCAAGUCUCUUGCCAUAAACAUAGGCAUGCUGAAAAACGAAGUCUUGAAAACAUUCAAGAGGAUUAUGAUAAGUUUGUAGCAGAUGGCUCUGUUACAAGUCGACAGAAGUUUUAUCACAAUGUGAUUCACGAGAAACUGCUGGACAUUGAAUUGGACAAAGUAAGAUACAAGAGUUUAUUUUAUUGCUUUGAAGAGGGACUUACAGGCCACCUAACUAAAUGGUUGUCUAUUUCAGGUUUGUGUUCCUGGACUUCACAUUAGCUUGGGUGUGUUUAAGAAACUGUUUGACGAACUAGAGAACCAGUGCUUUGAGCUGGACAAAAAAAUUCAAAUGGUUCUAGCAGGAGACAGUGAAGAGAAUGAUGAGAAAAUCCAGGCAUUCAGAGCUGCCCAACUACAUACCAGACAAGCACAACAAUUUAAUGAAAAAACCAAUUAUUUACAGGAGUUGCUGAAUUUACAAAGUCUGCAUACUAAUGUUGAUAUCAUGCCUGCCUACUUUACACUACUACAGGAGGAGAUAGCCAAAACUCCUUGGAAAUGCAAAGGAGGAGGUAAAAAUAAUAUAUUGGUGCUUUCCAGUAUCAUAGCUGUACAAUCCUCCAAAUCCAUUUUACAUGUUUCAAACCCAUCUUAAUUUUUUAGUUAAAGAAGUUAUGAUUUUAUUUUAUAGAUCAUUUAUUUGUAAUAAGCAGUAAGUCAAAUAACCCAGAUUUAAAUAGUAUUAUCUCAACAUUAUAGGAAAAGCUUGCAGAUGAACAAAUGGAAUUGGCUGCCUUUGAGAAAGCCAAUGGACCACUAUCGGUUCAUUUGGAUGAGGUUCUCAAGAAAAUGAAUGUUGAGAGACAAGCUUAUCAUGGAAAAUCAUUCAUUGGUAAUCAUGUACACACUUGCUGCAAGGUAACACAAAUUCUACCCUUAGAGUAGGAAUUUGUUGAGUCACAAAAUUUCAUUGAAUUGUUGCAUUUGUUUUUUGGUAGGAAGACAACAUCAUUAAACUUAAUGCAGUGCUGUGCUGACAAAAACAGAGGAGUUGUGUCCUUCCCUCCUUUCUCAAGCAAGAGAAAUUAGCGUGAAAUUUGAACAAGUUUUUAAGUUAUUUGCUGCUUGCCACUUUGUCUAUGACAGUGCAGACUAUCUCAAUGAUGGCAAGAUUGAUAAGCUAGGUAACUGAAAGAAAAAACCUGACUUUCAUGGAAAAACAUGAAUACAGCAAUAAGAUCAUGUCUUAAGUCCACCUUUUCUUGUUUUCUUGUUGCAGAGGAAGACAUCACAAAUUUUCUUCAGUUCCUUAGGGAAAAAUUUCCAGACAUGACAGUCACACCAAAGCUGCAUAUGCUAGAAGAACAUGUUUGCCCUUUUCUUCGACAAUGGCACAUGGGCCUUGGAUUCUACGGUGAACAAGGGAUUGAAGGAAUACACUCUGAAUUCAAUACCCAGUCCCAGCAUUUUGACCAUGUGAAGAAAAAGGACACGAGAUUGCGUCAAAUCCUUGUCAACCAUCACAUUGCCACGAGUCCGGAACUAGCAGGGAAAGCUCCCAAACCUAAAGAAAGAAUUUUAAAACGAAAAGCGAACGAGUAAAACUCUUUCCUUUUCAAUAGCAAUGUAUCGGUUCGAUGACUAAGAACGAGUACUAUGUGUGUAAAUAUAGUGUAAUUUAUUUGCUCAACUUCUAAUUUAGACGAAUAAAAGUGUUACUACAAUCUUUGGAACCAAAACUAAACCUUUCCAGUCGUUUACAGACUGUUUCACUUGAAAUUCAGUACCUCCGAGAUUCAAAAUGGAGUCGCAUAACGGCCGAUCUUAACAUAUUAAAAGCGCCUCGAAUGGAGUCUUAAACAAUUCGGAUUAAAACACUUACCUCUGUCGGUUGUUCAGUAAGGUUUCAAGUCUUCUCUUUUGACUCUUGCUUUGCUGGAAAAAAUUCGAGCCUUUUCCAAAUUGAAAUCAAAGUUUUCAGUUGAUUUAAUAGGGUGUGCUUGCUAGACUCCACCAUAGCAACGUGUUUUCGUCGAACACAGGCAAAAUUUGACCGAUUUUACUCAAAUUUUCGACGGCAAAUGCCUCUUCCAUGUGUAAGCAUCCGCCAUGCUAAAUUUCACCCGCAUACAUUAGAUACGCAGCAAGAUUUCAUUGGCUAAACUAUAUCUUAGCCCAAGAGGUUGCCAUGGACGCUAGAUUUAUGCAAAUGCAUAAUUUGGUAUUAACCAGAGAAAUAAUAAUUAACUCGAUCUUUCCUGUACACCGCAUGCGCGAACUAAAUUUCCACCGCGAAACAGCCGUGAGGCUGACGUUUCGAGCGCUAGCCCUUCGUCAAAGCAAAAGGCGAGGGCUGUUGCACUUAUUUAAAGAUCAAGGCAUGAUUGCUUAAAUUAAGUUUUUAUAUUUCAUUUUACUUAACUUUGUAUUGUGGAAAAUUGGCUAUGUCAUAAUUUGGCGACUAUACCGUGGACAAGGAACCAAAAUGACCCUGGGCUCGAGAUUGUUUCCCCGCCGAAAGAAGACUUCAGAGUAGGCUACCAAUUACAUAGCCUUUUCCCGCCAAAUAACACCGUAGACAGUGACCUCAACUUCCUUUUUUUUUUUUUUUUUUACCCAGUAAGUGCUUCUUCCACCGAAAUUUGCACUUUAAAUCACGUAUUAUUUACAUUGUUGUUUUAGGAAGGAAUUUGCGCAUCAAGUGAAGGAACCUGGUUCAGAAAGCAUCUUCUUGGAAAAUGACAAUCUUAAAGUUGAAUUUGAUAGUCUUCGAGGUUUGUUGAAGGUGAGGUAGUUUUCUCCAGUUGCUUGCUUGUGUCUUACGUUCAGUUCUGUUCAUAUUUUGUUUACAUUUUUGUCAAAAACCAAGGUACAUUUUAACCUUUGAAUAAUCACUUAAUUCUUCGUGUUCCAAAGUUACAUAGAAACUCAAAUUAGACUUUUUCUAGCCAUCUACUCCACUCUGUUUCGUCCACCGCUGUUUAUGUAAUUUAGUUUCGCGGCAAUCUGAAAGUUGAAUGUAAACACAGUAAAUAAAAACUAAAGAAAAAGCUCUUCGGGACAGAUAACGUUCAGUACUUUCAAGGAACGGGCCACUGGCUUCACAUGCGAGUCGAGUUUGUUAUUUUUUGUCGUACUAGUCCUCCGCCCUUUUGCCCUUUACAAAACCCAAUGCUGGUCCAACUCGACUCAUGAAACAUUAGACUAGGAGCAGCUAAAAAGAUGCGCCACUGCUAAAAUCCAAUCUUAUUUACUUGUUGCGUUUAAUUAAAUUUCAGAGCAUUACACAUAAGCAAGACGGAUCAGUAACCAAUGUUGCCAUUGAUUUUGUGUCGUAUGGCACCACAGCGAGCAGGGAUAGGAGUGGAGCGUAUCUGUUUCUCCCUGACGGGCCUGCUCAGGUCUGACUCGACAUUAUCUGCAAGUUUAGGAGCCCUACGUGUAUGUUGCGCCAGGAAAUAGGUCAUCCUCAUCGGUGAAUUCUUCCCGAAAGGAAGGAUUUUCUGGUGUCCUACUUAGAUCAGAAAUUAUUGGAUUUACUGAUUGAAAAGAUGGUUAAGUGACGUCAUUUUAAUUUCAAAGACUUGCUUUUUUGAUUUUCUACUCUUAUAAAAUGGCGAUUUUUGAUUGACGAAAUUGCAGUUUAUUUUGAGCGAAAAGGCACUCAUAGUUUUCCCAACGGAAGCGUGAUUAUCAAAUUAAACUUGAAAGUUAUGACAUGGAUUCAUUGGGAAGAGUUUGAGUGCAUAUUGUUGUUUUUGGUUAAAUAAGAUACCGUUUUCAGGAGCAUGGCCAUGGAAGUGCAGAAAUGAUAAAAGCUAUUUCAGAAAUCAGCUUCGGAUUCUGCUAGAAUUCCCAAAUUUUAAAUAUUUUUAAAGCUGUUACUGCUCAACCUCGGAUGAAUUUGUACUUGACUUAUGUUCCCAUGGUGUAUCGUUUCUCUUGUGUAUUUGUAGGCUCAUGGCCUUGGAGAGCAGGUUACAGUGUAUGUAAGCAAAGGCAAGUUGGUGAGUAAUUGAUAUCAUUAGGUUGCACGUUACCCAGCUGCCUUCUAGCCAUCACAACAUUCGUACAUGCGCAGACGUUUGACCGCUUUGUAAACAGUACGUCACAUUUUAUGGUCUUCAGUCUAUUUCGCGGCUGUUGUUUGGUCUCGUCACGAAAUGGAGAACAAAUUGCCCGACAAGACCAAACGACUGCGGUCAAGAGAACUACCCGACCCAAUCUUACCUUUUUUUUUGACUCGACCCAAUGUUCCUCCCUCUUUUGCUCCGCCGUUUCUAUCGCGUUGUUUCGUAUUGUGUCUCGUAAGCUUCAUUUAACCUUACAGUUUUAAAAGUGGUGGGGCUUCCCCUUUCGUCAAACAUUGUACACACCUUGAAGAUGAGUAAAUACAGGGUAAUUUCAACUGAAUUAAAAAAUUGUGGUAGGAAAAAGAGAUUUUACGUGAUUCCAAGCAUGCAGUGGGUGAAAAUAAAGAUAAAAUAGGCAAGGCUUGGUAUCUCAGUAUGCGCGUUCUUCGACUACGUCCAAUUUUUCAAAAGAAAGAAACAAAAAUAAAAAUAUUUCAUUUUUGCUUUUCAUGGAAAGAUGCAAGAAGUACGUGUUGCUCUUCCCAAUGUGGUGCAUGUAGUCAGACUGUACUCACUAUCAGGUAAGUAAGCACUUGUUUGAUCCUACUUACGGCGGUAUGUUUCAAUGUACAUGAGAUAGUUUGACAUCCUUACGUGUUGCGAAAAGUUUUACUUGUAAAAGUGGGCGAAAGUUGCUCACGAGAUGUGUAUUCCCAGAUGACUACAGUUGCAAAAAAGGAUGUGAAAUAAGUAGAACAAAGUUUUCAAACUGUGUUUAACAGAACCUUAACUCUAUUUUCCACGUUUUGAUUUGCCACAGGACCUGAAGGACUAACUCUGGAUAUCCAGAACAAAGUAGACAUACGAAAUCAAAUGAACAAGGUAUAUUGCAAAGCAUCGGGGUCCAAGCAUCUUUUGCUUUUAUGAUAAGCUUUGUCGCUGAAUAAAGAACAGAGGAUGAUGUUCAUUUUCUUUUUAUGCAGGAAUUGGUGAUGAGAAUAAAAAGCGGUAUUCGGAACGCUGGCCGAGAAUAUUACACUGAUCUUAACGGAUUUCAGGUGAGGAGUGGACAUAAAGAGCCGAUGUUUUCGGUGAUGAAAACCUUAUGCGGCGCAUUUAGAAAAUUGAAGGACGUCGAGAUUUCUUUAUAAAUAGGUUGUUUGAUGUACGUUUAUGUCUUUCCAGUAUAACCUUUCUUGACAUCAGUUUGAUCGUUCUUAACACUGUUCAAUUAUUUUUUUCACUAAAGAUGCAAAAGCGCAAAACACUUGACAAGAUUCCUAUCCAAGCCAACUUUUACCCUCUCCCUUCCAUGGCUUUCCUUCAAGAUAAAUCGACGCGUUUGACACUUCUGUCAGCUCAGUCCAAUGGAGUAGCCGGUCUACACGAAGGUAUUGCUGUUUUGCUUGAGGCAGUUUUUUCCACACUCGUUGCGAACUAAGAGAACAUUCAUUAUUUAUCGCCUGAGGGGGUUUGGAGGAUUUUUUUAGGAUUAGUUUUCAGAGGGGACGGAAGGGUCAGUCGUCGCCAACAGAGUAUAAAGUGGAACUGUAAAAAAAUGAAUUGCUAAUGAGCAGCCAUUUAGGAGUAAUCAUAAGGAUAUUACACAGCCUUAUGGGGGAACAGGUCAAUUUUAACAAGUCCUUUGACCACCCCCGCGAUAAAAAAUGACUGGUCCUUAAGAUUGGCUUUUUAAAAAUGGUGAUAUGUGCUUCAGCCAAUCACUGAAUGAAAGUACUUAAAUGUUCACCGGCAAGCCGGUAAAUCAUGGAAUGAAUAUUGGGUUGAUAAAACACUAAAUUCUUGGUACAUAGUACUUGGCCAAAAAGAAACGUACGCUCUACAGCAAGAGGAAUCAUCUUUAAGAUCUCAGAAGUAAAAGAGCCAUUACUUUUUUUUCUUUAUUUAUCUAUGUAGUAUAUUAUUUGCAACACAGGUGAACUUCAAGUGGUUCUUGAUCGCCGUUUGUACCAGGAUGAUAACAGAGGCUUGGGUCAGGGCGUGACUGACAACAAAGUUACCCCCGCUAACUUCAGGCUGGUUCUACAGCGAUUCAAAAGUCCACAUGAACCUGUAAGUAAAACAGCAUAAGGAAGCUUAUUAAGAUAGGCAUGGUGGUUCACUGAAGCGUCCUUAUCAAGCUUAGCAGUAACAUCUUGUGUUUUGCAGGACGGUAUUCCACUUGCCUACCCCUCCCUCCUUAGUCACAGAUUGCUGCACCAUCUUAAUCACCCGCUGUUCACGUUAAUAACUCCAGCUCAGUCCGCUGACUCCGAGAACCUGCUGUCGGUUUUCGAAAGUUUACAGUCCAGUCUACCCAGUGAUGUCUUCAUGGUCACCUUGCGCUCAAUUGGAGAUAAACAGCGGCCUCGACCCAGUGGCGAGGCUUUGUUGGUACUUCACCGUCUAGGAUAUGAUUGUAAUUUUGAAUGCAAGUGCCUCACAACGACAAGUAAAGGACAGGUGAAAAAAGUCGAGCAUUAAAAAAAUGAUCUAAAUUAAGAGAAACUUAGAUGAAGAGAGAGACAAGGUCCUUCGAGGGCUCUGCGGUUUCAUUUUAAGCUGGGCAGUGGUAAUCUGCAAUAGAACCUGAAUUCAUGUUAGGGAAACGAGGAAAAACUCGAGUUUAGGACUGUAUCGACGGAGCCAACUUCUGUUCCCUCUCUUAGAUAUUGAAUUGGAAACGCUUUUUUCCACAACUGGUUGUAGGCAGACUCAACGAAAUUUCGCGAAAGUCAUCACCAAUGAUUGGAAGUGUGGCUGACAUUCCUUUUUUUUGGUUAAUUUCACAGGUGAAGUUAAACCAUUUGUUCCAGAAUUUGUCGAUCGACAAACUCCAGUCGACUUCUCUGACGAUGUUACAUGACUACCAAGAAUUGGAUCCCAGCUCCCCUCUGAACGUAGAACCAAUGGAACUUUAUUCUUACAAGAUGAGACUCAAAUGAUGACAGUUUAUAUCUUAGUGGUUGAAUUUUACAUAUCUGUUGCGCCCUGCAAAAAUAAUAUACACAGACACUUUCAUAGAGAAUUACCUGGUGAAAGUAAACAGAUCCGCUGUGUUUGAAUGAAAAAGAAAUUUCAUGACACUCCUAAGGUCUGUCUACUGAUAAAACAUUGACUGAAAAAAAGCUGGGCUGUUUUACUACAUUACAGUGCUAUAUAGGAGAAUGGUCCUAUGUUUGUGUACGUGUAAACCAGUCUAGUUAGAUUAACGGGCUUAUGCUACAAAAUUUGAGAUCUACCAUAAAUGCUCAGGGCUGCUUGGUUCGAAAGCCGGCUAAUCCAGGGAGAAAAGUUAUACUUAGUUUAAUUUCUCUUGUACAAAAGCGACUAGUAUGCCAAAAUUUUAGGGAUUUUAACCUUGUGGCAAAACUUAUCUCAACAAAAUAUAAACAGUGAAACUCUGCGAACUGAAGAAAAACUCGGUUACUCCUAACUAAGUCUUACCUAAUCGUGUUCUGAACAGCUCGACUCAGAGUUGUAACCGUCAAAGCUAUUUAUACAAGGACCUUCACUGACUACAGUAUAUGGAUAAUAACGGUAAGGGCUCGAUUCUUGUUUUGAUUGGUUUAAAGCACGUGGAAUGCCGCUAAGCAAAAUGUGCAAAGUAAUAAAAUAAACGAAUAAUAGAUAAUUGUCCUGAUGAGGAACUGCUCUCUUUGUAACAAACUUAAUCGACCAUUUUCAUAUUAGACCAAACACUAACAACAAGAAACAGUUUUGAAUUAAGUAAUGGUGUUCAACUCUAGCACCGUGAGGACGGAGAAUGCAUUCAUAGAACAAGCGUAUUAAGAGGAACGAUCCUGUCUUUUCCAUUCUAGCUGCUGUGGUCUCUGUCUAUUUCACACCUUUCGACAUAAUACGAGAGAAGAUAGUUUACAAUCUCUAGCACAAAAGUAAUCUGCAUUUAACAAAGGUAGCAAAACAUUGAACAAGUAGACAAAUGUAUACGGAGCUAUAUUGUAAAAAGGAUAGAAUCUUUAACUCUCAAUGAAUUUUAAUCAAUUGAAUUAAAAAUAAAAAUCGACGUAUUUUUCCUGG
Molecule: messenger RNA, 21925 nt
Organism: Pocillopora meandrina
Lineage: Eukaryota; Metazoa; Cnidaria; Anthozoa; Scleractinia; Pocilloporidae
Source: the annotation of a GenBank genome assembly